Linum trigynum is the source of this 363-nucleotide messenger RNA. The record is from the annotation of a GenBank genome assembly. Lineage: Eukaryota; Viridiplantae; Streptophyta; Magnoliopsida; Malpighiales; Linaceae.
AUGUCCCACGUGGCUGAUGAGCAAGUUGUCCAAUUCUCCCUCGAGGAGGUCCAGUCAACGAGGUUUCGGGCAUCGCGCACUCUCUUGGGGAGAUUAUUCACUAAUGAUACGAUUUCGACGUUGCAGCUACGUGAUGGUUUGCUUGAUGCAUGGAAGCUACGUGGACAGCUCAAGGUCUUGAAAACCAAGUAUGGCUUGUUUGAGAUUAUUCUGCCGAAUGAGGAAGCAAAGAAGUGGCCAUUAGCUCGUAGCCCUUGGAUCAUCAAGGACAAGUUGCUGACGCUUCGCUCCUGGUCUCCGAACAUCACCAAGCAAAAUUUUGAGGAGAUGUCCCUGGCCCCUUUUCGGCUCCAGCUUUGGUGA